CUUUCGUACCGACUAAUGAUAAAUCUGGAAUUUACUUUACCAUUGACAAAAGUACAAUUUGACAUAUCAUUUUAAUAGAAAAUUAUUUAUUGGAGCAUCGUUAAUAGACUAAAAAAGUGAUAUCGUAAAAGUAUUACCUAAAAAUUCGAAAUAGAAAGUUGAUUUUCCCAUAAUCAUCUGUAAUUAAUAGGACGACAAAGCUUCAUUAUUAGCUAUUCAGUACGUACAAAUUCGAAAGAACGCUGAUUGGUUACGUCGAAGUAAUUGAGUAUUUUGAACACGCAUGCGUAUUAUCGUCACCUCGCGUAUAUCAUCGAAGUAUAUAUAUUACAUAUCUAUUAUAAUUAAUUUUCUGUCAUCGAGAAAGAAUGCUGGAUACAUGGACGAACGAUAAAACAUAUAUCAAGAAGAAAUUUUUUCCUCGUAUCUUAAAACAGACUGUUCGGACCAUUUUGGGGAUCAAGGAGGAUAUUUUGAUGUUGUAGUACGUCCAAUGUUACAACAAGGUCACGAAGGAGAGUUAUGUGGUUGGUUAAAAGAAAUGAGCUUAAUUCGUACCGUCUCAAAUUGUCCUCAUUUGGAUUGUAAAGGAAGAAGUUUGGUUUGGAAUCCUGCCAGGAUAGUUGAUAAAUAUAAUUGGACUUGUCCUGAUUGUACUAAAAAACAAUCUAUCAGAGAGAAGUCCUUCUUUUUAGGGAUAAAAUGUGAUUUAAAAUUGUGCCUUCAAUUGAUAUUAGGAUGGUGUCAAAAGAUUUCAUAUGAGGAUGCUGCCUCUUAUCUUGAUAUUAAAACUCAUAUAGUUAAGAAAGUCUAUGAAAGAUGCGACGAAGUUUCAGAAACGUAUGUAAUGAGCCAUCCAGAAGAUUGGAUUCUAGGGGAUAAGAGUACAAUAGUAAUCGUUGAUGAAUUCCCAGGGGGUUGUAUGACUAGAAAUUAUAUAGAUACAAGUACUAAUAAAAAACGUAACAAUAAUUCUCAUACUAUAGUGUGUAUAGCAGAAGCAAAUACUUUGCCACCCCGUAUGUGGUUACAUAUGAUAGAAGCAAUUCCAGAGCCAAUCAAAAUGGAUAAUAUAAAAAAGGAUGUUAGUAAAUGUAGUAUGGUCGAUGAGGCCUUGAAAGAAAUAACACGGCACACAGUACCUGGAAGUUAUAUUAUAGCUAAUAAUAAAGCUCGUUGCUGUAGCUAUGAAUCAUUAUUAGAAUUAAAGCAAUAUAAAGUUAUUAGCGUUGAACAAUUACAAAAAUUUGAUCCCCCAGGAAAGGGUAAACUUCUUGAGAAUUUAGAAACUAUUUGGCAAACGGGAGUAGAAAUAUGUGAAGAAAUUCAAGAAACUACCCAUACAUUGGGUCAGCAUAUAAUAUCAAGGUAUCUAUGGAGACAAAGAUUUGGCUCUUCGCCUUCAACGGCAUUUCAAUACAUGUUAAAUCAUAUAGCUGAAUGUUUUCGAUUUUCUUGAAUUUGAAUCAUUCAUCAAUUCUAUUGAAUUUAUUCUUUUAUAUUAUCAUUGUUAUUUCCCUUACUAUUAAUAAUAUGGAUAUUACUGUUAUACAGAAGGUAAAUAUUUUUGGAUGAAUAAUCAAAAGUUAACAUUUUUAGAAUAUAUGGUAAUAAUGUUUUUUAAAUAUUACGGUCUGUAUAGAUUUUAAUACAAAUUAUAAAGAAAUAGCACAAAAUAUUUUCUGAAUAGGAUAAAGAGAGUUAAUAUUUAAAAAGAAAAACUUUUUACAAUAUUAGCAAAAGAAUUUUUUGAAUCGUAAAAGAUAGAUAAAAAAAAAAAAAGUUUUUGAAAUAUUCUAUCAGCACUUUAACACUUUUGUGGAGAUGGUUAUUCGCAAAUUAAUGAUAUAUUUUAUAUAAAAUGUUGUCUUAUGGAUAGUAUAAAUUUACUAUCAUUCAUGGUAAACACAUAUGCUACAUGUCUUCCAAUUAAUUUUUGGAAUUUUGUAUAUUAAAUUGUAUCUUUAAAACAAUUGUUGACAUCUUAUAGCUAUAUAUCAUUAUACAAGAUUAAAAAAAAAAAUUAUCUUUAUUUUGAUUAAGUCUUAGAUUGUAUUUUUAUGUACGUAAUGUUCCAAUGAUAUUUAUCAUUUUGAUUUAACAUAUUAUCAUAGAUACAGUUGAUGAUUUGUACAGAUUCCAUCAGAAGACUGAUGAUGUUGAUGGUAAUGGAAUAUUUCCAGAUACUUUAAUACAAUAAUAUGAAAUACAUUAUUGCUUUUUUUUUUUUUGUUUUAAUUCAUGUAUACUUUUUUUUUUCUUUUUUUUUUUUUUUUUUUUUUUUUUUUUUUUCUUUUCUUUUCUUUAUUAAUGUUCAUGUGUAUUGGUAAAAAGGGAAUAUCUUAAAAGAUUUUGAAUUUAAAUGUAUCAAAGUAUCAUUUCAAUCGACAUAUGAAAUAUUUUGAUAUAAAAGAAAUGAUAAAAAUUAUUAUUGGCAAUUUUUCUUGUAAUUGAAAAAAAAAAAAAAAGAAAAACAUUGAAUCUGAGAUAAUACUUUUUUUGUGAACAUAAGUAGCAUCAUAUCCAAAGCAUUUUACCAGUAUUAUAACAAAUAUAAUUGUACAUGCGUGAUAGCAGGAUAAGUUUUCCUUAAUCAUGAAAGAAAACCAUGAGAAAUCAUAAGUUCUUUAAGAUUAAGUUAUGAAUGGAAUAACUUAUAUGAAGAACUAUUGUUGUGAUAGAAAAAAAAAAAAAAAAAAGAAAAGAAAUUAUUGCUUCCAUAUAUUCCUAUUGAUUUUUCAUAUUCUAUAUUUAUUUCCACAUUUUAUAUUUUAAUAAAGAUUUAAAUUUUCACCAAAAAUAUUCCUCUUCAAUUUAUAUAUUAAACAAGUAAUAAUCAUUUGAUUUCUGAAAACGUAACGCAUGAAGAUUCCACUGAAUUUUACCAAAGUACGUUACUAUUGUUUUUUAGACUUGUAUAAUGAUAUUAGAGACGCCUAUUCUUACUACUCGAUAUUUUUAAAAUAAAAUGUUCUCAUUAAGGGACUUUUGA
Vespa mandarinia (Asian giant hornet) is the source of this 2992-nucleotide messenger RNA. RefSeq lists its product as uncharacterized. NCBI's taxonomy places the organism in Eukaryota, Metazoa, Arthropoda, Insecta, Hymenoptera, Vespidae. The record is from RefSeq and is a predicted model, not a curated record.